AUGAGCUAUUCCGUGGAGAUCAGUGCCAGUGUGGCCUUAAAGAUCAGCAAAAUCGGCGCAGACACGUAUCCAGAAACUGAAUCUGGCGCUUUGUUUGGACUCGACGCCAUUUCCGAUGAAACAGCAGAGAAAAAACACACCAUAAUAAAGACGUCCCAUGCCUUCCAAUUCCCAUCCUCCUACACAAAUGACGAGAUUUUCAACCUGAAAACGUCCAAUUCCAAAUACCAGAGCGAUGUGCUUGCCAAACUCAACAUCACCAACUCCGGCGUCAAGAUUUUGGGUUGGUUUUUGACCACCAACGGAGGCAAGUUUGUGAGCCAGUCUUUGAUUGAGUCAAUCAUUAAUUUGCAAAACCACAACGUCGAGGAGAACAGAGACUCGACUCCUGUGAUAGUUCUUGUUUUCGACGCCUUGAAAUCCAUGGAUGGACUUCUUAACUUGAAGGCCUUCAAAUUGAGCGAAUCUUUCAUGAAGGCCUGGAAGUCCGACCAAAGAUUCGUUUCCAAGAACCUGUACGAGAGCAGACUCACCUACAGAAACAUCUUUGAAGAAUUGCCAUUGAAGAUCAAAAACAACCAUCUUUCCAACCUCAAAGUCCAGGAGUUAAGUCCGAAACUCGAACAGGAUCUGUGUUUGGAGCUGACCGGUGCAACUCUGGCUUCGAUGAAGUUGACCGUGGAAAACCUCAACGAAGGUGUUGACAACUUCAACCACACUCUUGGAAACCUCAACUAUUACCAACGGAACCUCUCCAGAGAGGUUGCCAAGGUCAACCAAUGGAAACAGCAAAUAAAACACGAUAAUGACGAGAAGCUCAAGCUCAACCCUAGCGCAAAACUCACAGAGACCGAGAAAGACUGGGCCAAACACUUCAAGCUGCCUAUUCAGCCUUCCAAGUAUGAGAACCUGGUCAUGAGCAGUCUGAUCAACAACUAUUGCAACAGUCUUGAGACCGACGGGUCGAUCGAACAGGUGAAGACUACGAGCAUUGAGGAGUGUAAGUAG
Ogataea philodendri is the source of this 1008-nucleotide messenger RNA. RefSeq lists its product as uncharacterized. Bases 1 to 1008 code for a protein of 335 amino acids. The record is from RefSeq and is a predicted model, not a curated record. Gene Ontology annotation, molecular function: protein binding; metallopeptidase activity; translation initiation factor activity. The transcript has a single exon. Lineage: Eukaryota; Fungi; Ascomycota; Pichiomycetes; Pichiales; Pichiaceae. Gene Ontology annotation, cellular component: cytoplasm; eukaryotic 43S preinitiation complex; eukaryotic translation initiation factor 3 complex.